This is a messenger RNA of Pyricularia pennisetigena, 1938 nucleotides long. RefSeq lists its product as uncharacterized. The transcript has 4 exons. Lineage: Eukaryota; Fungi; Ascomycota; Sordariomycetes; Magnaporthales; Pyriculariaceae. Gene Ontology annotation, molecular function: FAD binding. The record is from RefSeq and is a predicted model, not a curated record. The coding region runs from base 1 to 1938 and encodes 645 amino acids.
AUGGUUUCCACAGAUUCUCGCAGCGACACCCCGACAAACUAUGACAUAGUCAUCGUUGGCGCCGGCCCAGUUGGCCUGAUGCUCUCGACAUGCCUUGCUCGCUGGGGCUACAAGAUCAAGCAUAUCGACAACCGCAGUGAGCCGACCGUCACCGGUCGUGCAGAUGGUAUUCAGCCGCGGUCCCUGGACUUGCUCCGUAACAUGGGGCUCAAGUCUGGCAUCAUGAAGCACAAGCCCGCCCGUGUCUAUGAAGUGGCUUUCUGGGACCCUUCGACCACAGACUCAUCCAAGGGCAUCACCAGGACUGGCACAUGGGCCAGCUGCCCCAGUUUCAUUGAUGCCAGAUACCCCUUCACCACUCUUUUGCACCAGGGUUUUAUCGAGCGCGUUUUCCUCUCAGACCUCGAGGAAAACGGUGUGCACGUACAAAGGCCAUGGACCAUUACCGGAUUCACCUCGGACGAGAAAAAGAACCCGGAUUACCCUGUCGAGGUGCAGCUGAAGCACAUUGACGGGACUGCGAGCGAGACGAUCCGCGCCAAAUAUCUGUUUGGCGGCGAGGGUGCUCGUUCCUUUAUCCGAGACCAGCUUGGCAUUGGCAUCAAGCACAAGGACCCAAUCUCACACGUCUGGGGUGUCAUGGACGGCGUAGUCCAGACAGACUUUCCCGACAUCAAGAUGAAAUGCACAAUUCACUCGCGCCACGGUUCCAUCAUGGUGAUCCCGCGUGAGAACAACCUGGUGCGGUUAUAUAUCCAGAUCGCCUCUUCGACUGAUCCAGACUUCAACCCGCGCAAGACUGCCACAGAGCAGGAAGUGCAGGCCUCGGCCAAGAAAAUCCUCCAGCCCUACUCGAUAGAAUGGGAGCGAGUAGAAUGGUACUCUGUAUACCCCAUCGGCCAAGGUAUCGCUGACCGCUAUACCCUUGAUCACCGCGUCUUCUUGGGAGGAGACUCGUGCCACACUCAUAGUCCCAAAGCCGGUCAGGGCAUGAACACUGCCUUCCUGGACGCCCAAAAUCUCGCAUGGAAGAUCCACGCGGUUGAGAGCGGAUUUGCCAAGAGGAGCUUGCUUGAGACCUAUGAGUCGGAGAGGAAGGCCGUCGCCGAGACCUUGCUGGAUUUCGACAACAAGUACGCGAAGCUCUUUUCGACCCGCCCGCCUGACGCCAGCGAAGUCAAAGCGGCCUCGGAGGAUCACGGAAAGCAGGGAGGGAACGACAACGACUUUGUGCGAACUUUCAAGGAGUCUUGCGAGUUUACCAGCGGCUACGGCGUGGCCUACCAGCCUAACGAGCUGAACUGGUCUCCCAGUCACCCCGCCCAGUCCAGCACAAUCAACCCAGAGGGGAACAAGCUGAGACCUGGACGCCUCUUCAUCAACGCAGACGUGACGAGGGUCGUUGAUGCCAACGUGGUUCACCUGGAGCAGGAGGUUCCACUCAACGGAUCAUUCCGCAUCUUUGUCUUUGCCGGCAAGCCUUCGGUGACCAAGCAAGCUCUCAGCGACUUUGCGCGCAACCUCAGGCUGAAGGGAUCCUUUUUUAGCUCAUACCUCCGACCAGACAUCGACAAGGUGUCGUACCACGAGAGGCACAACCCUCACAGCAUGUUCUUCACCUUCUGCACGACGUUUGCCGCCCCGAGGAGCUCAAUCGAGAUCUCGCGUGACGUGCCUGACAUCUUGGCACGCUACAGUGACCACGUCUAUGCUGACGAUAGGAUACACCGCGAAGGAAGGGGAGCAGGCCCUGCCAUGUCUGCGCACAAGAAAAUGGGCCUGGAUGAGGAGCGUGGAGGUGUAGUCGUGGUGCGUCCCGACGGCUACGUGGGAGUGGCGACCAAGCUCGUCGAGGGCAGUGGCACCGUCGAUGCCCUCAACCAGUACUUUGCAGCAUUUUGCACGCAAAAGACUGGCGCUGCUACGGCCCAACUGUAA